Molecule: messenger RNA, 824 nt
Organism: Lottia gigantea (owl limpet)
Lineage: Eukaryota; Metazoa; Mollusca; Gastropoda; Lottiidae
Exons: 2
Molecular function (GO): protein binding
Source: RefSeq, a predicted model, not a curated record
GAUUAUUAUACACCGUUUAUCUGCCAAGUGUAGAGUAUAUGGAGUAUCUUGAGAAAUGUGAUGGUAUAGCCAUGUGUGGAUGCAAAACUGCAAUAUCAUCAAUUUGAAAUGUAGGCCUUAAUCGUGUUUUCUCAUAUUAAACGGUAUUUGACAGAUAUAGUUCAAAGUCCGAUGUGCUACCAAGUAUCGAGUAUUUUUAGUAGCAGACCGACGAUUGGAACACUAAAGAUUAUAUAAGAUUUGCGAUAGUAGUUUAUUUCUGAAGAUUUGUGAUAAUGAAUAGAUUAUUGAUGUUUGUAAAAAAUGAAAGCUGGUGAAUGCAAAGCGAAGCAGAGAUUAAAAUGGCAGAAGAAAAUCCACCCGGUGACGAAGAAUUCCAGAUCUUGAGUCGAUGCAGUAGAGAGAGGGUGUAUUUAAGAAUUAAUAGCAAUAGUGCAACACAUACAGAGGAUCAAGAUCGAGAUCAUGAACAUGGUGGUCAGUCACGUGGUAGUUUAAACUCGAGCCUUCAAGAUGAUUCAACUGAUGAAUUAACUCAAGCUUUGGACAUGAUUAUGGAUAGAUCGGGUGACUUCCAUGAUCCUUCUCAUGAAUCAUUCCUAAACAAACCACCAAUCUGUAAGGCUGUGGAACUAGGAGAAUAUUCAACAGUUAGAUCCUUAUUGGAUGCUGGUUUUGAUAUUUCCUCUAAGGACAGUGAUGGAAAUUCACCAUUACAUCUAGCAAUCAGUUUAAAAUUGUACGAAAUCAUGCAAUUGCUACUGAGUCGAAAUUGUCCCCUCGAUACUUGCAAUACAAUAGGAUAUACCCCAUUACACAUGGCU